ACUCCAAGAGUCUAAAACUCUCAUUUUAUUCUCUCAUAAAUGUCUAAGGCCGAUGUGGAAUUAGACGAAUCUAAACUGUCUCCUAUGGAGGCUAGAAUCAGUUUUCUUGCUGAUGCAGCAAUUCUAUUUGCUGAAGAAAUGCCAAAAGUAUCGCAUAACAUGAUGAGAGACGCAUUGCGUUUUCUAAAAGAUUCAAAUAUGGAGAUUGCAGCUGGUCAUUACCUACACAUUUGCAAAAGAUGCGGAGUAGUAAAGGUUCCCUGUGCGAAUACAAUUGUACGAUGUGAAAAAAGUAAUAAAAGGCAAAGAAGAAAAUUAAAAAGAAGACAUAGAGUAAAGAAAAUCAAAGAAGCCGGUAUAUCUGUGAAAAUAGAUUCCACAAUGGUCCACAAGAAUGUAAUGGUACUCAAAUAUUAUAUACCGUAA
This is a messenger RNA of Theileria equi strain WA, 426 nucleotides long. RefSeq lists its product as hypothetical. Gene Ontology annotation, biological process: RNA processing. The record is from RefSeq and is a predicted model, not a curated record. Lineage: Eukaryota; Apicomplexa; Aconoidasida; Piroplasmida; Theileriidae. The coding region runs from base 40 to 426 and encodes 128 amino acids. The transcript is spliced from 4 exons.